UGGUGACCGGCUCCUUCUAGACCAAUCACAGCACACCAUCUGUAAACAUGGCAUCUCAGUGCAAGUUGGCGUUUAAAGUCAUUGUGAUUUGCACAUGCUUGCUCUAUAUAUUAGCUGCAAAUAGUGCAGGUAAGCCAAAGAAAAAGAAGGACAUUCGAGACUACAAUGAUGCGGACAUGGCGCGGCUCCUGGAGCAGUGGGAGAAGGAUGAUGAUAUUGAAGAAGGGGACCUUCCUGAGCACAGGCGCUCUCCUCCGCCUGUGGAUUUCUCAAAGGUGGAUCCCUCCAAGCCAGAGGACCUCCUCAAGAUAUCAAAGAAAGGCAGAACUUUGAUGGUCUUUGCAACAGUGUCGGGAGAUCCUACCGAGAAGGAGACUGAGGAGAUCACUGGCUUGUGGCAGGGAAGCCUCUUCAAUGCCAACUAUGACAUUCAGAGAUUUGUGGUGGGCUCAAAUAGGGUAAUCUUCAUGCUGCGAGAUGGCAGUUUGGCUUGGGAAGUCAAAGACUUCCUUGUGGCCCAGCAACGGUGUGCAGACGUUACAGUGGAGGGACAAGUGUUUCCAGGGAAAGCUACUGAGAAGGACAAAACAAACGACACCAUGCCGAAUGAAAUCCUCAAGAAAAAAGGCAGAAAAAAAGAGAGCAAAGCGCCAGAUGUGAACAGAAACGAUGCCAGCAAUCUCAAGCUGGAGCUGUAAUGGCAUUCAAAAUGGGAAGCUGAUGAGCCACUUUCCAUUUCCUGCUGACAUGGCAGAUCCUCCUUUCAGCAUGUGCCUGAGAAUCAUGAUCAAGGAUUGUAGGAACACAGAAAGCAAUUAGUGUCAUCUCAGAGAUAUAAUGGAUUCAAGGAAAUUUAUUUGACAUCUUUAAUAUUGACAUUUUUACUCAUUGAGUAUUUUUGGAAAAUCUUGCAAUUAAAGAGAUGUUUAAAUCUGUUGUGUUUAAAAUAUGUCAGUAAUAUCAUUCUAUAGAGAUUUCUGCUUAUUAAGUAUCGUCAGUGAACACCAAUCAAUGGUACUAGUUGUUUUGUUUCAAUACAGUAACACUUGAUGAGGGUAUGUCCUGGCCUCUGUUCCUAGUGACUCACUGUAAUGUGAGCACAUGCAGUGCUGAUCCAGUUUUUUUUUUUCACAGAAAAUGGUAAUAAAGAAACAUUUUUAAAGUUUUGA
Fundulus heteroclitus (mummichog) is the source of this 1169-nucleotide messenger RNA. RefSeq names its product mesoderm development LRP chaperone (gene mesd). The transcript is spliced from 3 exons. NCBI's taxonomy places the organism in Eukaryota, Metazoa, Chordata, Actinopteri, Cyprinodontiformes, Fundulidae. Bases 48 to 698 code for a protein of 216 amino acids. The record is from RefSeq and is a predicted model, not a curated record. Gene Ontology annotation, biological process: protein folding.